This is a messenger RNA of Panicum virgatum (switchgrass), 1849 nucleotides long. RefSeq names its product 7-deoxyloganetin glucosyltransferase-like. Lineage: Eukaryota; Viridiplantae; Streptophyta; Magnoliopsida; Poales; Poaceae. The transcript has a single exon. The record is from RefSeq and is a predicted model, not a curated record. Gene Ontology annotation, molecular function: UDP-glycosyltransferase activity. The coding region runs from base 120 to 1589 and encodes 489 amino acids.
AUUGUUAACCCUGAGUGGGACACGAACAACGUAGCCACGCACUCCAUCAAUUCGAUCGAGCAAAUUAACAAAGCGCGCGGCACCUUCUACCUAGCCACCCACCUACCCAGCAGCUAGCCAUGGGGUCGCUGCCGCCGGCGGAGCAGCCGCCGCCGCACGCGGUGAUGAUCCCGUACCCGGCGCAGGGCCACGUCACGCCCAUGCUGCAGCUGGCCAAGCUCCUCCACGCGCGGGGCUUCCACGUCACCUUCGUCAACAACGAGUUCAACCACCGCCGCCACCUCCGCGCGCGGGGGCCCGCCGCGCUCGACGGCGCCCCCGGGUUCCGCUUCGCCGCCAUCGACGACGGCCUCCCGCCCUGCGAAGCCGACGCCACCCAGGACGUCCCGGCGCUCUGCCGCUCCACCAUGACCACCUGCCUGCCCCGCUUCAGGGACCUCGUCGCCGGGCUCGACGCCGAGGCCGCCCGCGACGGCCGCCCGCGCGUCACCUGCGUCGUCGCCGACAGCACCAUGACGUUCGCGCUCCGCGCCGCGCGGGAGCUCGGCCUCCGCGCCGCCACGCUCUGGACCGCCAGCGCCUGCGGCUUCCUCACCUACUACCACUACCGCCACCUCGUCGACCGCGGCCUCGUCCCGCUCAGGGACGAGGCGCAGCUCGCCGACGGCUACCUCGACACCGUCGUCGACUGGGUCCCCGGCGCGCCCGCGGACCUGCGCCUCCGCGACUUCCCCAGCUUCGUGCGCACCACGGACCCCGACGACGUCAUGCUCAACUUCUUCAUCCACGAGACCGCCGGCAUGUCGCAGGCGUCGGCCGUCGUCAUCAACACCUUCGACGAGCUCGACGCCACGCUGCUCGACGCCAUGGCCAAGCUCCUGCCGGCGCCCGUCUACACCGUGGGCCCGCUCCCGCUGACGGUGCGGAACAACGUUCCGGCGGGGAGCCCGGUCGCCGCCAUCGGGUCCAACCUGUGGAAGGAGCAGGACGCGCCGCUCCGGUGGCUGGACGGCCGCCCGCCGCGCUCCGUCGUGUACGUCAACUUCGGGAGCAUCACGGUGAUGUCCAAGGAGGAGCUGGCCGAGUUCGCGUGGGGCCUCGCCGGCACCGGCUACGCCUUCCUCUGGAACGUGCGCCCGGACCUCGUCAAGGGCGGCGGCGACUCAGCCGGGCUGCCGCCGGAGUUCGCGGCGGCCACGGAGGGCCGGAGCAUGCUGUCGACGUGGUGCCCGCAGGCGGCGGUGCUGGAGCACGACGCCGUGGGGGUGUUCCUCACGCACUCCGGCUGGAACUCCACGCUGGAGAGCAUCUGCGGCGGCGUGCCCAUGGUGUGCUGGCCCUUCUUCGCCGAGCAGCAGACCAACUGCCGCUUCAAGUGCACAGAGUGGGGCAUCGGGAUGGAGAUCGGCGGCGACGUCAAGCGCGUCGAGGUGGAGGCGCUCAUCCGGGAGGCCAUGGAGGGGAAGAAGGGGAGGGAGAUGCGCCGCCGCGUGGCCGAGCUCAGGGACAGCGCCGUGGCGGCGGCGAGCCCCGGCGGCCGGUCCAUGCGCAACGUCGACAGGCUCAUCGACGAGGUGCUCCUAGCUUGAACGCUCAUCAACACGCUACUGAACGUUGCCCCGUGUUCGUUAUUGGCCUCUUGUUGAUUGGCGGCUGCCGCGCUAGCUUGAUAUCCAUUAUCUCUGUGAGCUGAAUGCGAUUGCGAUAUAUCAGUUUGAGGUGAUAGUGAUAUAAGUUUGGGUUCUUUUUGGCUCGAAUUUAUACGGAGUUUAUGUGCUUGUGCUCCACCUCAUGCAAAUAUAUCUAGUUUCUUGUAUAAUUAUUAAAGAAAGUGUUUUGCAUCCUGUAA